Messenger RNA from Sapajus apella (tufted capuchin), 6320 nucleotides. It is a transcript of the gene DNMT3A, whose product is annotated as DNA methyltransferase 3 alpha. Lineage: Eukaryota; Metazoa; Chordata; Mammalia; Primates; Cebidae. The record is from RefSeq and is a predicted model, not a curated record. Gene Ontology annotation, cellular component: cytoplasm; nucleus. Gene Ontology annotation, molecular function: DNA (cytosine-5-)-methyltransferase activity. The coding region runs from base 903 to 3632 and encodes 909 amino acids. Gene Ontology annotation, biological process: negative regulation of DNA-templated transcription. The transcript is spliced from 23 exons.
CCUGGGCCCUGGCACACUUGAGGCAGGGGCUUGGCGGCCGCCUCCACCAGGGGUGGGGAGCAGGGGAGCUCUUGUAUGCCUCUGAGUGAGGGGGCCGAGGCAGCAACACCCCACCCCAGCUGUGGCCUGAGCUGCAGGCUUUGUUAUUUCACUGGCUUGAGGCCUACACCUGGAGCAGUGGGUUCAGAGGACCCCUCAAGCCUGCCAGCUCUGCAGCCAAAUGGGGCUGGUUCAUGGGGUGGGGGAGAGAGCCACCUCACUCCUGCUUCAGUGUGGCUGCGGCCUGUGGCCGUGGCUGUGGCCUUGGUCGUGGCCUCUCCCCCCAGGCUAGAGCCAACCAGGCCUGGCCACAGCCUGAGCUCAGGGCCCAGACUUCUCCGGGCCCAGGCGCCAGUCCUGAAGCGAGGUGACAUUUCACUACAUCCUGACUGCGCUCACUUCCUCCACGUGGCGGGAGGUGUGGGGGUGGGGGUGAGGGCAGAUUAGAAGGAAAAUGUAGCAGGGCUGGGGGCCUCUGGGGGAGGCUGGGAUUUCCCAGGGGCUGAUCGGGGUGAGAGGGAGGAUGCGGGAAGCUUUCAAAGGAGAGAGCGGCUGUGAAUGAAGAGAAGGGAGGAGGCGGAGGCAGCUGGAAGUCCCAGAAGUGGCACCCAUUGGCCACAGCGACAGAGGGGAGACCGCUGCCACCUCCAAGGGCUGAGAGGCUGCUGGGAUAGGAGGUGGAGCCAUCGAAGCCCCCACCCACAGGCCGCAGGAGGCAGCGUUCACCAGAGGGCUCCACACCGGGAUCUAUGUUUAAGUUUUAACUCUCGCCUCCAAAGACCACGAUAAUUCCUUCCCCAAAGCCCAGCAGCCCCCCAGCCCCGCGCAGCCCCAGCCUGCCUCCCGGCGCCCAGCUGCCCGCCAUGCCCUCCAGCGGCCCUGGGGACACCAGCAGCUCUGCUGCGGAGCGGGAGGAGGACCGAAAGGAUGGAGAGGAGCAGGAGGAGCCUCGUGGCAAGGAGGAGCGCCAAGAGCCCAGCACCACGGCCCGGAAGGUGGGGCGGCCUGGGAGGAAGCGCAAGCACCCCCCGGUGGAAAGUAGUGACACGCCAAAGGACACUGCGGUAGCCUCCAAGUCCCCAUCCAUGGCCCAGGACUCAGGCCCCUCAGAGCUGUUACCCAACGGGGACUUGGAGAAGCGAAGUGAGCCCCAGCCAGAGGAGGGGAGCCCUGCUGGGGGGCAGAAGGGCGGGUCCCCAGCAGAGGGAGAGGGUGCAGCUGAGACCCCGCCGGAAGCCUCUAGAGCAGUGGAGAAUGGCUGCUGCACCCCCAAGGAGGGCCGAGGAGCCGCUGCAGAAGAGGGCAAAGAACAGAAGGAGACCAACAUCGAAACCAUGAAAAUGGAGGGCUCCCGGGGCCGGCUGCGGGGUGGCUUGGGCUGGGAGUCCAGCCUCCGUCAGCGGCCCAUGCCACGGCUCACCUUCCAGGCGGGGGAUCCGUACUACAUCAGCAAGCGUAAGCGGGACGAGUGGCUGGCACGCUGGAAAAGGGAGGCUGAGAAGAAAGCCAAGGUUAUUGCAGUAAUGAAUGCUGUGGAAGAAAACCAGGGUUCCGGGGAGUCUCAGAAGGUGGAGGAGGCCAGCCCUCCUGCUGUGCAGCAGCCCACUGACCCCGCAUCCCCCACUGUGGCCACCACACCAGAGCCCGUGGGGGCCGAUGCUGGGGACAAGAAUGCCACCAAAGCAGGCGAUGAUGAGCCGGAGUACGAGGACGGCCGGGGCUUUGGCAUUGGGGAGCUGGUGUGGGGGAAACUGCGGGGCUUCUCCUGGUGGCCAGGCCGCAUUGUGUCUUGGUGGAUGACGGGCCGGAGCCGAGCAGCUGAAGGCACCCGCUGGGUCAUGUGGUUCGGAGACGGCAAGUUCUCAGUGGUGUGUGUUGAGAAGCUGAUGCCGCUGAGCUCGUUUUGCAGUGCGUUCCACCAGGCCACGUACAACAAGCAGCCCAUGUAUCGCAAAGCAAUCUAUGAGGUCCUGCAGGUGGCCAGCAGCCGUGCGGGGAAGCUGUUCCCAGUGUGCCACGACAGCGACGAGAGUGACACUGCCAAGGCCGUGGAGGUGCAGAACAAGCAGAUGAUUGAAUGGGCCCUGGGGGGCUUCCAGCCCUCUGGUCCCAAGGGCCUGGAGCCACCAGAAGAGGAGAAGAAUCCCUACAAAGAAGUGUACACGGACAUGUGGGUGGAACCUGAGGCAGCUGCCUACGCACCACCUCCACCAGCCAAAAAGCCCCGGAAGAGCACAACGGAGAAGCCCAAGGUCAAGGAGAUCAUCGAUGAGCGCACAAGAGAGCGGCUGGUGUACGAGGUGCGGCAGAAGUGCCGGAACAUUGAGGACAUCUGCAUCUCCUGUGGGAGUCUCAACGUUACCCUGGAACACCCCCUCUUCAUUGGAGGAAUGUGCCAAAACUGCAAGAACUGCUUUCUAGAGUGUGCAUACCAGUAUGACGACGACGGCUAUCAGUCCUACUGCACCAUCUGCUGCGGGGGCCGAGAGGUGCUCAUGUGUGGGAACAACAAUUGCUGCAGGUGCUUUUGCGUGGAAUGUGUGGACCUCUUGGUGGGGCCGGGGGCUGCCCAGGCAGCCAUUAAGGAAGACCCCUGGAACUGCUACAUGUGUGGGCACAAGGGCACCUACGGGCUGCUCCGGCGGCGAGACGACUGGCCCUCCCGGCUCCAGAUGUUCUUCGCUAAUAACCACGACCAGGAAUUUGACCCUCCAAAGGUUUACCCACCUGUCCCAGCUGAGAAGAGGAAGCCCAUCCGGGUGCUGUCUCUCUUUGACGGAAUUGCUACAGGGCUCCUGGUGCUGAAGGACUUGGGCAUUCAGGUGGACCGCUACAUUGCCUCGGAGGUGUGUGAGGACUCCAUCACGGUGGGCAUGGUGCGGCACCAGGGGAAGAUCAUGUACGUCGGGGACGUCCGCAGCGUCACACAGAAGCAUAUCCAGGAGUGGGGCCCAUUCGAUCUUGUGAUUGGGGGCAGUCCCUGCAAUGACCUCUCCAUUGUCAACCCUGCUCGCAAGGGCCUCUACGAGGGCACUGGCCGGCUCUUCUUUGAGUUCUACCGCCUCCUGCAUGAUGCGCGGCCCAAGGAGGGAGAUGACCGCCCCUUCUUCUGGCUCUUUGAGAAUGUGGUGGCCAUGGGCGUUAGUGACAAGAGGGACAUCUCGCGAUUUCUCGAGUCCAACCCUGUGAUGAUUGAUGCCAAAGAAGUGUCAGCUGCACACAGGGCCCGCUACUUCUGGGGUAACCUUCCCGGUAUGAACAGGCCGUUGGCAUCCACUGUGAAUGAUAAGCUGGAGCUGCAGGAGUGUCUGGAGCAUGGAAGGAUAGCCAAGUUCAGCAAAGUGAGGACCAUUACUACGAGGUCAAACUCCAUAAAGCAAGGCAAAGACCAGCAUUUCCCCGUCUUCAUGAAUGAGAAAGAGGACAUCCUAUGGUGCACUGAAAUGGAAAGGGUAUUUGGUUUCCCUGUCCACUAUACUGACGUCUCCAACAUGAGCCGCUUGGCAAGGCAGAGACUGCUGGGCCGGUCGUGGAGCGUGCCAGUCAUCCGCCACCUCUUCGCUCCGCUGAAGGAGUAUUUUGCGUGUGUGUAAGGGACAUGGGGGCAAACUGAGGUAGCGACAUAAAGCUAAACAAACAAAAAAAACACAAAACAUAAUAAAACACCAAGAACGUGAGGAUGGAGAGAAGUAUCAGCACCCAGAAGAGAAAAAGGAAUUUAAAACAAAAACCACAGAGGCGGAAAUACCGGAGGGCUUUGCCUUGCGAAAAGGGUUGGACAUCAUCUCCUGAUUUUUCAAUGUUAUUCUUCAGUCCUAUUUAAAAACAAAACCAAGCUCCCUGCCCUUCCUCCCCCUCCCGCUCCUUUUUUUUUUUUUCCAGUCAGACCUUUUGUUUUCUACUCUUUUCAGAGGGGUUUUCUGUUUGUUUGGGUUUUGUUUCUUGCUGUGACUGAAACAAGGUUAUUUCAGCAAAAACCAGUAACAAAAAAUAGUAACAAUACCUUGCAGAGGAAAGGUGGGAGAGAGGAAAAAAGGAAAUUCUAUAGAAAUCUAUAUAUUGGGUUUUUUUUUUGUUUUUUUUUUGUUUGUUUGUUUGUUUUUUUACUAUAUAUCUUUUUUUGUCUCUAGCCUGAUCAGAUAGGAGCACAAGCAGGGGACGGACAGAGAGAGACACUCAGGCGGCCGCAUUCCCUCCCAGCCACUGAGCUGUCGUGCCCGCACCAUUCCUGGUCACGCAAAACAGAACCCAGUUAGCAGCAGGGAGACGAGAACACCACACAAGACACUUUUCUACAGUAUUUCAGGUGCCUACCACACAGGAAACCUUGAAGAAAAUCAGUUUCUAGAAGCCGCUGUUACCUCUUGUUUACAGUUUAUAUAUAUAUGAUAGAUAUGAGAUAUAUAUAUAAAAGGUACUGUUAACUACUGUACAACCCGACUUCACAAUGGUGCUUUCAAACAGCGAGAUGAGUAAAAACAUCAGCUUCCACGUGGCCUUCUGCGCAAAGGGUUUCACCAAGGAUGGAGGAAGGGAGACAGCUCGCAGAUGGCGCAUUCUCACGGUGGGCUCUUCCCCUUGGUUUGCCACAGAGUGAAGGAGGAGAACCUGGGAGCCGUGUUCUCCCGUUUCUCCCUGCCAAAAAGGGGGUUAGAUGAGGUGGUCGGGACCGUGGACAGCUGAGAGUGGGAUUCAUCCAGACUCAUGCAAUAACCUUUUGAUUUUUUUCUAAAAGGAGACUCCCUCGGCAACCUGGCAGGGUACGGAGUCUUCAGGCCCAAUUUCUCACUUUAGCCGAUUCGAGGGCUCCUUGUGGUGGGAUCAGAACUAAUCCAGAGUGUGGGAAAGUGACAGUCAAAACCCCACCUGGAGCAAAUAAAAAAACAUACAAAACGUACUGGUGCUUUCCUGUCUAAGUCGCCUUUUGUGUGUUCUUUUAUGAGGCCCCCACCAUCCACCCCUCUGUGCACAAGGCGGCUCCUGGCCCCUGGAAUGUGAUGUUUUUGGUCAUCUCCAAAGGCUGCAGUUUUAUACUGGGAGGCUGAUGACACCUUUUAUUAUAAUUAUUCUUAUGGUUCUGGUUAUAAUUAUGUUUGUUUUGAGAUUUUCUUUAAGAAAACAAAAACCCAACACCCUUCCCUUUAGGUUUCAAACCAAGGUGCGGGAGCAGGGUGCUUCUGAGUUAGCGGUGGCUCUGGUGCCCUGGCUCCCACCCCUCGGGCCAGGUGGGCCACUGGGCAUGGUGACAGCUGGGCGGCCAGGGAGUCCCUGAGGUCUGCCUUCCGGGCUCGUCACUCUUCUCUUCUACUUCCCCUCCUCUUGAGUCGGGUGUGUCAGGGCUGGAGGGAGGACCGGCCGUCUCUCUCCUUGUGUGUGUGGUUGGAGUGGUGUGUGUUUCUUUUCUAGUACUCGGUCUGAUGAUAGCUGUGCCCUUACCUCGAGUCAGCAGCACUUGGAGCCCCCAGUGCUCGGCACUUGGUUCCGCCUCCUACAAGGCAGGCGGCCUGGCGUCAGCAGUAGGAAGGGACAGUGUUGUUGGCUCCAGGGUGAGGGCCCGACGGGCAGGUGCUUGCCUGGGUAGAUGGGGUGUAGAUAUGUGGCAUAUAGAGAUAUAUAUUUUAUAAUGGGAGGGGGGAUGGCACCUCCUGGGACUGGCAGAGCUGGGAGGUGUGUCGGCAAGCACAUGGCCCCAAGUCCACGUCCCUAGAAAGAUGGGGCCUACGGUGAUAGGCGCUCUAUAAAUACAUAGAUAGGGUCAUGUAUAAGAAUUAUUAUGGGGUGGGGAGUGGGGGAAGCGGGCUCAGUGUGCUGAGCCUCGGUCCCCACUGCAGACAUAAACCCCACACCAAUCAAUCUCGCACGCAUACACAGGAGCUUAUUUCUGUACUGAUGCAUAACGAAUGCACUCUCACACACGCCAGGGAGCCCCCAGCACUCUUCUCCCAGGGUUCAGGACUUUGUGGAGUCAGCCCGUGCAGCUAUUUACCUCUGUUGCCCUGAUUGCAGGUAGACUGUCAAUCCCAGAAGUUGCUAGGUGCUGAAGGCAGGAAAAGGAGGAGGUUUUAUUUCAGCAGGUGCUCUCCUCUAGCAGGUAGUGUUCUAUCUCUUUUGCCCCUGGUGAUGUCAAAAGAUUCUUCUGUUAGCAACCUGUGAUACUGACCUGCAACUCUAGGCACCAGUAAAGUCAGCCCUCAACUCCCCCUACCUAUUCUCCCCCAACAAAAAUCAAAUUGACAUCCAGGUCUGUCUUGGCCAGGGGGCUUUCACUGGGGAAAAAAAAA